Dioszegia hungarica is the source of this 807-nucleotide messenger RNA. Its product is annotated as putative mitochondrial 54S ribosomal protein YmL47. Bases 1 to 807 code for a protein of 268 amino acids. The record is from RefSeq and is a predicted model, not a curated record. Gene Ontology annotation, molecular function: rRNA binding; structural constituent of ribosome. Gene Ontology annotation, cellular component: mitochondrial large ribosomal subunit; ribosome. The transcript has 3 exons. Lineage: Eukaryota; Fungi; Basidiomycota; Tremellomycetes; Tremellales; Bulleribasidiaceae. Gene Ontology annotation, biological process: mitochondrial translation.
AUGUUCACCGCGCUGAAAUCUCCCCUGGGCGCUAUCCUGCGCCCAUCAUCAUUCGCUUCGUCCUCGCGGGUCACGCUUGCUGCGUUUGCGCAACCUAUAGAGAGCACUCCAUGGGCAGGUGCGGGGCAGGUACGGUGUAAGAGCGUGUUGGCGCCUAGACGGAUGAAGUACAAGAAGGCGCAGAAGGGACGAGUCGGGAUACCCACUGGCGGCUCCCUCAAAGGCUCCACGCUCGAACACGCCCCGUUCGGCCUCCGCCUCCUCACUCCCGCCCGCCUCACCGCCGCCCAACUCACGUCCGCCCAAGUCGCCAUCAAGCGGCGUAUCAAGCCCGUCAAGGGCGCUGAAUGCUUCUUGAGGGUGUUUCCGGACGUGGCGGUGUGUGUCAAGGGAAACGAAACGAGGAUGGGGAAGGGGAAGGGAAGCUUCGAGUAUUGGGCGUGUAGGGUCCCGGUGGGACGGGUGGUCUUUGAGGUGGGGGGCGGAGGGAUCAGGGAGGAGAUUGCGAGGCAGGCCCUCCGUCUAGCCCAAGUCAAGCUCCCCGCCCAAUCAGAAUUCAUAACCCGCUCCUCCCCCGCACGACUCGGCACCCUCACAUCCCCCUCCCUCGGCCGGCCACCCGCGGCCCUCCCGGCCCCGGCACAUCUGGCAGCUAUGGAUGCGGCCGAUGAGGGCAAGGCGCCCGGACUGGUCAUGGCGCAGGAGGAACGGAGGGUGCAGGGUUUGGGGAGGGUGGAGGAUGUCUUGAGGGGGAUGGAGGGGUUGAGUUUGGGUAGUAGUGAGACGAGAGCGGGGGGGGCGGCAUGA